This is a messenger RNA of Oryctolagus cuniculus (rabbit), 1943 nucleotides long. NCBI's taxonomy places the organism in Eukaryota, Metazoa, Chordata, Mammalia, Lagomorpha, Leporidae. The record is from RefSeq and is a predicted model, not a curated record.
UGGCCAUUUGUGAUGUAGCCAUCAGGUGGAAUGAUGUGAGGAGGAAGAAGGCGCUUCCUGUCCAACUCCUCAUCCCAUCGGCAUGACCUCCAAGGGAGAUCCAUCAUCGUCGGUCCCAUUGGAAAAAGACAUCACCACCACCAGCUGUGCCGGGUCACCUAACCAAAUCAGUUUUAUGUGAGUUCUUCCUCCAAGAGAUCAAGGGUGCCACCCGAUCAGCGUCCCUGGGACUCGCUCCCUCACUGAGAAGCCAUGGCGAAGGGCAUAAAAAGCCCCAAGGGCAAGAAGAUCACCCUGAACGUGGCCAAGAACUGCAUCAAGGUCACGCUGGAUGGCCGCAAGCGCCUGGACUUGAGCAAGAUGGGCAUCACCACCUUCCCCAAGUGCAUCCUGCGGCUCAACGACGUGGACGAGCUGGACCUCAGCCGGAACCUGAUCAGGAAGAUCCCGGACUCCAUCUCCAAGUUCCAGAACCUGCGCUGGCUGGACCUGCACAGCAACUACAUCGACAAGCUCCCCGAGUCCAUCGGCCAGAUGACCACCCUGCUCUACCUCAACGUCAGCAACAACAGGCUCACCACCAACGGCCUACCCGUGGAGCUGAACCAGCUCAAGAACAUCCGCACCGUCAACCUGGGCCUCAACCACCUGGACAGCGUGCCCACCACGCUGGGGGCCCUCAAGGAGCUCCACGAGGUCGGGCUGCACGACAACUUGCUCAGCUCCAUCCCCGCCAGCAUCUCCAAGCUCCCCAAGCUCAAGAAGCUCAACACCAAGCGGAACCCCUUCCCGAAGGCGGAGGAAUCCAAAAUAUUCUCCGACUCCAUCAAGAGGCUGGAAAACGUAUUCCUGGUGGAGGAGAAGGAUCUGUGCGCGAACUGCCUGAGGAAAUGCCAGCAGGCCCGCGAGAAGCUGAACAAAAUCAAGAACAUGGCCGCGGCCACGCCGAGAAAGGCCAUCUUUUCCAGUCUGGUCUCACCUAACUCUUUGGCCAAGGACUCCCAGGAAGACUGGAGGUUACAGUCAACAGAGUAGCUCAUGGCUCAGAAGAGGAGGAGACGCAGCAGCAAGGGGGAGCUCCCGGAAGCCAGGCGCCCCCUGGCGCUGGCCACCACCCAGACUGGCUUCCCAAGUUCUUCACUUCUCCCUUCCUCACUGGAGGCCAUCUGUGUGCGGCCGAAGUCUUUGAUGCGGCUUUCCAAAACGUGUAGAGAGGAAACAUGUCAGAGACUGACUGUGGUGUAUGUGUAUUAUAUAUUAUAGACAACUAAAGACGUAAGAGUAGACGUUAAGACUGAAAAGGCUUGCAGUCGCCACACAUCACUCAAAUCUUAGUCCCUGCUAAGUUAUGUGCAAACCAUGACUCCCGUCAAGCAACUAGAAUUGGCACCAGAAAUUUCCAUAGAGGAGCACAAACAACACCCUAGACCAAGUCUAAUUUUCACACAUAUUUCUGCAGUGUACGGAUACCAGGAGAAGGAAAACAGGGGCACAGACAACAGCCACAAGGAAAAUUCAAUGGACAGUGGCUGACUUAGGCCCCGGACAUUUCAACAAUUGAGUCAAAUGCCAGUGGUCCACUCCGCAUGUCACAGCCCCAGACUGGGGACAAUCUAAUGUCCUUCAGUGCACAAUCAACACACUCUGCAAUAUUCGUAUCACACACUUCUACUUGGCAAUGAGAAGAAACUCGGUGUCGGCAUGUGCAACCGCCCGGGCCAAUCCCAGAAGUGCAUACACUGCAUGAUACUCUUUCUGGAACAUUCUCUACAUGACAAGCGUCUCAGAUGAAAAAUAAGGGGUAAGGGUAAGGGUGGAUGUGAGAAGAGUGGCAGUGUGGGAGGGGUCUUUGUGGUGUGAGCUGAGUAGUUCAAUUUUGGUGAUGGGUGCACAAUUUACACGAAAUAAAAGGACAAAGACUUACGCACACACAUACCAAUGUC